AUGCCCGACUCAGAACCUUUCAAAGUCAUCAUAAUCGGCGGUGGGCCAACCGGUCUGGCCCUGGCACACAUGCUCCAUCUCGCAAACAUCGAUUACAGACUCUACGAUAAACGUGAGAAUAUCUGCGAGCGCCAUGGAGCGGGACUUGCUAUCCAGCCACAGAACUGCCGCAUACUGGAGCAGCUUGGCAUCCUUGAUCAGGUGUUCGAACAGAGUCUGGCGCCAGAGAUGCAGGUGCACCGCGAAGUCAGUGCUGAUGGAGCAGUGCUGGCUGAGUAUCCUUUUUUCCAGUGGCUCAAAGAGAACCAUGGCUACCCUAUGAUGCUUUUUGAACGGUGGCAGUAUAUCAAACUCUUAUACGACACGCUACCAGACUGUGAGAGCCGUGUGUUCACCGGAAAGACGCUGCAGUCGCUGUGGAUGGUUGGAAAUGGAUCAGUUCGCGUGAGGUUCACGGAUGGCUCGGAAGAAGAAGGCUCAAUCGUGAUUGGCGCUGAUGGUGUAUACAGCAAGGUCAGGGGUUGCAUCAUUCAGCACGCACCGAAGCAUGUCUUCAAGCAUAAGCCCUACAGGAUCUCUUUCAGAGCGUUGUACGGCGUUGGCACUCUUCCUGCAGGGAUGAAUCCUGGUGUGGUGCGAGAGAUUCCUCACCAAGGGUGGUGGUUUCAAAUAAUGACCCAGCCUCAACGGAUAUUCUGGAUGCUUUAUCAGUCCCUAGACCGACCAUUAGAACGACCGCUUUUCUAUGGCGAAGAAGAGGCAGAGGCUCUAGCUGCAGAACAUGCAGACUGCCCUGUUGGAGAAGGCUUGAACUUGAGACAAAUCCGGGCUUCAAAGACGUUUGAGAAGCUCGCCGUGCUGGAAGAGGGAGUUGCGGCAAAAUGGUACUGGAAGAGAAUUGUACUCGUUGGAGAUGCCGUACACAAAGUGACGCCAAAUCAAGCCCAUGGCGCUAAUAUUGGUCUCGAAUCAGCUGCCUGCCUCGUUAAUCGUCUGCGGUCUCUGUUGAACCUCAGCACAGAUCCAACUGAGACUCAGCUCGAGCAGGUCUUUGACGCAUAUCAGCACGACCGAGCACCUAUGGCAUCAGCCUAUCUCAAGCGGACCUCAUUCCAUCUGCGUGCAUUGGCAGGAGUCGGACUGAGCCCGUGGCAAAAGUUCCAGUCACAAUAUCUCUUCCCAAGGUUGGGUGCGAGGUGGAUACUUGAUCAUCAUAUUUCCCCGCUGCAAGCACAGGGAGUCAAACUGGAUUUCGUCGAGUCCGAAAGUGCUCAUGAUGACAUACUAUUUCCAUAUCAGGACACAGAGCGAGCUAAAGAGACUGAUCAACAUGCCAGCCAGGCACGAUAG
Molecule: messenger RNA, 1350 nt
Organism: Diaporthe citri
Lineage: Eukaryota; Fungi; Ascomycota; Sordariomycetes; Diaporthales; Diaporthaceae
Exons: 2
Coding region: 1-1350 (449 amino acids)
Molecular function (GO): FAD binding
Source: RefSeq, a predicted model, not a curated record